Pseudomassariella vexata is the source of this 2743-nucleotide messenger RNA. RefSeq names its product beta-galactosidase-domain-containing protein. Lineage: Eukaryota; Fungi; Ascomycota; Sordariomycetes; Amphisphaeriales; Pseudomassariaceae. The transcript has a single exon. Bases 416 to 2626 code for a protein of 736 amino acids. The record is from RefSeq and is a predicted model, not a curated record. Gene Ontology annotation, cellular component: beta-galactosidase complex. Gene Ontology annotation, molecular function: beta-galactosidase activity. Gene Ontology annotation, biological process: carbohydrate metabolic process.
GUCAUUUAUUCUCUUUCUCUCCACUCCCCCCGGGGGUUUCCCCGCCAUUGUGGGGAGUUAACAUUGGGUGAACCCCACAUGGAGUACCAGUCACGCGGCGCCUUCAUUUUUCUCUUCUUUUCCGCGUGGACCAGGGCGAAUGGUUCGGCUUGGCGGCGUCGAGGUGGUAUUGAUGCUGGGAAGAGGUACAUGAAAAACUGGAGAAUGAUGGAAGAGGAGUCCAGGCACCACGUGGGCAGCUCUGGCUGCCAACACGGUCGGAAAAGGGGAUCCGUGACCGCGACGGUGAAGUGAUGGUCGUAUAAAUACCCGACGGUUCUGGCUCCCAAUGGCGGUCCGCUGCUGCACCAUGCUCGACCGGCACGGCAGUAUCGUGGAUUGGCCCCUUUAGCAAGUUUUAUUUCGCUCGUCAGUCAUGUAUCGUGCGCUCGUACUUGGUGCCGGUUUGGCCCAAGGAGCCGUCGGCGCCGCCACGGGUUGCUUCCAGAUGCUCCCUCGCGCUCAAAACAGCAGCCUGGCACCUUCCAAAGACCGCUGGCCUGGUGGUCUGCAUCUGGCUGUGGACUACUACCCGUCGCAAUGGCCAGAGUUCAUGUGGGAGCCUGAUGUAGCUCGGAUGCGCGAUGCCAACAUCUCGUACGUCCGGGUCAGCGAGUUCGACUGGGCUGUCUUGGAACCAACAGAAGGCAACUAUAACUUCACUCUUCUUGACAAGACGCUCGAGUUGUUCGAAAAGUAUGGCCUCAAGGCCAUCGUUGGAACCCCCACUGCUGGGCCGCCCAACUGGCUGACGGAAAAGUAUGAUGUCGACUUCGUCGACCGUACCAAUGCCACAUUGCAGUUUGGUUCGCGUCGGCACUACAGCUUCUCGUCGUUCGACUACCGCGUUAAGAGCCAGAAGAUCACGCAGAAGAUGGCUGAGCGGUACGGCACCAGUUCCACCGUGGUUGGCUGGCAAUUGGACAACGAGUUCGGAUGCCAUGACACGGUGCGCAGCUACGACCACAAUGCUAUCACGCGGUUCCGCACCUGGCUGAAGGAGAAGUACGGCACCAUUGAGGCCAUGAACGACGCUCAAGGUCGCGUCUUUUGGUCUCAGGGAUAUGAGAACUUCGAGGCGGUACAGCCGCCCUUCUUGGAGGUGUACACCAAUAACUACGCUCACACUCUGGACUGGUACACCUUCAGCUCCGAUAUGGUUAUCGACUUUGCCAAGGAGCAAGCCUCCAUCCUUAAGCAGUACGCCCCUACUCACGCUGUCACGACCAACCUCAUGAUGUCCUACACCGACUUUGACCACUACAAGUUUGCUCGCGAGGUGGGCAUCGACUUCGCCACAUUCGACGAGUACCCUCUCGCAGCCCCCAGCCAGUUCUCCUGGCUCUCCGACACAGAGCUGGCCGACUACCUCCGCACCGGCCUGCCUGACUACCAAGCCCUGCACCACGCUCUCUACCGCGGCAUCGCCGGCGCCGCCUACAACGCUACCGCGGGCCCCUUCGGUGUCAUGGAGAUGGAGCCCGGCGUGCUGAAUUGGAACAACUACCGUGUGUCCCCCAUCGAGGGCAUGGUCCGCCUCUGGACACACGAGACCUUUGCCGAAUCAGGUGAUCUGGUCAACUACUUCCGCUGGCGCCAAGUGCCCUACGCGCAGGAACAGACCCUAUCCGGUCUUUUCCUGUCCGAUAACACGGAAGACGGUGGCUUCGUCGAGCAGCAAGUUAUGGCCAACGAGGACCUGCCCAAGCUGCGCGAAGCCGGCAGUGGUGAUGCUCUUGAGCCUCAGCGCGACGUUGCUCUCGUCUUUGACUACGCUUCCCACUGGGUCUGGGCCAUUGAGCCCUACAGCGGGAGCUGGGACGUCAAGCAAGCGGGUUACACGAGCCCGACGCUUAAGUACUUCGACCUCGUGUAUACCUUCUACUCGUCUCUCCGCCGCUUGGGUCUAUCCGUCGAUGUCAUCGGCCCCGACCAGCCCCUCGACGGCUACAAAAUGGUCGUCGUCCCCAGUCUGCCCAUCAUCCCGGACACCUUCGACUCCGCUCUAUCCUCGUACACCGGCCCCGUCGUCGUAGGACCGCAUACCGGCUCCAAGACCCCCGACUUCGCUGCCGCACCGGGCUUGAACCCCUCCGCUGGCGCUCUGCGCGAGAAACUGCCUAUGCGCGUUACUCGCGUCGAGACCCCGCCCGAAUACGCCCUCAGCGCCGUGUCCUACAACGGGACCACGUACAACAUCUCCGCCUGGGAGGAAACCAUCGUCUGCUCCCGAGAUAAUGCGACCAGCACCGCAUCCAUUACUUCAGGCUCACGGCACCGCAAGGGAAAGCCUGCGGCGUGCACCAAGGAUGGCGCGCAUUAUCUUGCUUUUAGCCCACCGGCCGAUUUGCUCGUUGCGUAUUUGGGUGAUGUGGCUGCGGGGGCGGGGAUAAAGGAUUUGGCGGGACGCACGCCGGGGGUGCAGAACGAUUUGGGCGCGACGAUGAGGUUGGCGAAACGGGGGGAUUUGCUGUGGGCCUUUAAUUAUGGGGUUGAAGAAGCGGCGGCGCCGGAGGUGGAGGGCGAGUUGUUGAUCGGGGAGGCGGGGGAUGUGCCAGCUGCCGGGGUGGUUGUGUGGAAGGUUUAGAUCUGAAGGGAGGUGGGACGAUGGGACGAUGAGACGAUGUAAUGAUUCGACAUGGGAUGAUGGAGUAUUAUAAAUAUUAACUAGCGAGAUUAUAGUCGUGUAAUAAUUAUAGAUCCC